This is a messenger RNA of Momordica charantia (bitter melon), 1661 nucleotides long. RefSeq names its product choline/ethanolaminephosphotransferase 1. Gene Ontology annotation, cellular component: membrane. Gene Ontology annotation, biological process: phospholipid biosynthetic process. The record is from RefSeq and is a predicted model, not a curated record. Gene Ontology annotation, molecular function: phosphotransferase activity, for other substituted phosphate groups. Lineage: Eukaryota; Viridiplantae; Streptophyta; Magnoliopsida; Cucurbitales; Cucurbitaceae.
GGAGUCGGUUAUACCCUGCAGGUUCAGGGCGGGAGAGAUACAGGUGGCCGGAACCAGUUCGCGCGCUCUCUAAGAGUCUCCGCCGGAUCGUUCAAUCGCUUGGAUUCAUACUUGGUUGUGUUUCGAGCGGAUUGAGUUUCUGAAACAGUGAAAGAAAUGGGUUAUAUCGGAGCACAUGGCGUGGAGGCUCUAGGGAGAUACAAGUACCGGGGUGAGGAUCACUCUUUUGUGGCCAAAUAUGUCUUGCAGCCCUUCUGGAGCCGCUUUGUGAAUUUUUUUCCUCUUUGGAUGCCCCCAAACAUGAUAACUUUUGCAGGAUUCCUGUUUUUGGUCACGUCUGCACUGCUUGGCUAUGUAUAUUCGCCUCAUCUUGGUUCAGCUCCACCUAGAUGGGUUCAUUUUGCCCAUGGGUUACUCCUUUUCUUAUAUCAGACUUUUGAUGCUGUUGAUGGAAAACAAGCAAGAAGAACAAAUUCUUCAAGUCCAUUGGGGGAACUUUUUGACCAUGGAUGUGAUGCACUUGCAUGUGCGUUUGAAGCCUUAGCUUUUGGAAGCACUACCAUGUGCGGAAGGAAUACUUUUUGGUUAUGGGUAAUUGCAGCCGUUCCUUUUUAUGGUGCAACAUGGGAACAUUAUUUCACCAAUACUCUUAUUCUUCCUACUAUAAAUGGGCCUACAGAGGGUCUUAUGCUGAUCUAUGUAUCUCAUUUUUUUACAUCAUUUGUUGGUGCUGAGUGGUGGGCUCAACCACUUGGAAAAUCCAUACCAUUUUUUAGCUGGGUUCCACUUUUUCAUGAUAUUGCGACGAUUGGUGUUGUGAUGUUACUAAUGACAGCUUUUGGUGUUAUUCCAACUAUUACAUUUAAUGUGUCCAAUGUCCAUAAGGUUGUUCAGGGAAGAAAAGGAAGUGCGUUUCAAGCAUUUGCAAUGCUGUGCCCAUUUGCUGUUCUCCUUGGUGGCGUCCUGGUGUGGGAUUAUUUGUCUCCGUCAGACCUCAUAAAAAACUAUCCUCAUUUGGUUCUCACUGGAAGCGGCCUUGCUUUUGGAUUCUUAGUGGGAAGAAUGAUCCUUGCUCACUUAUGCGAUGAACCUAAGGGCUUGAAAACUGGAAUGUGCAUGUCACUUUUUUAUCUCCCAUUUGCGAUUGCAAAUGCACUGACGGCAAGACUUGGUGACGGGUACGUGACAAAGAUUCCCAUGUUUGAUGAGAGAUUGAUUCUAGUUGGUUACUUCAUCUACACAGCUGCUUUCUAUUUGCACUUUGCCACAUCAGUUAUUCGAGAGAUGAAGAGCUCUUUGGGAAUCCAUUGCUUCAGGAUAAUUAAGAAAGAGGCUUGAAACCUGUUGAUUUCCAUAUUGAAUAUCAGCUCUAGUUCAAAGGAAAGAUGUAUGAAGCCAUUUUAGAACCUUGGCUGUAAAGUCCAUGGUAUCUAAAUCCCAGUAAGGUAUCACUCUCUGUAUAGACUGUAAACGGAAUCCUAGAGCAGAAUUUCUGCAUAUGAUACUACUAGGUCUGUAAGUUUCAGAACACAUUCAGAAGUUUCUGAGUUUUUCUUGUUGUAGACAUAUAUAACAGCUACAUUAUGUUAAUGUCCAUAUUUUGUGGUUAUUAUUGUGUAUGAUCUGAAACGUCCAAAUCCAAUCAGUGAAUUCUGAUUAAA